AUGCUUUCUACUGAACUUGCACUUCGAAAGAUCCCAAUCCGAGUUAACACCAUCUCUCCUGGACCGUUCCCUACCGAAAUGACUGGGUCGGAGGGCUCGACAAUUCCGGCUGACGUUGUGGAGCUAAUUACUAAAGGAAUAACAAAAGUUCCUUCCUCACGGGGUGGCCUAGACAAGGAUAUAGUCGGAGCGGUAGUCUACCUCGCAUCUCCAGCAUCGUACUAUGUCAAUGGCCAGGUCAUCACUGUUGAUGGUGGUUUCCUUGCCGUUAACCCUGCGGUAGCUUGA
Rhizoctonia solani is the source of this 288-nucleotide messenger RNA. RefSeq names its product Enoyl-(Acyl carrier protein) reductase. The transcript is spliced from 3 exons. Lineage: Eukaryota; Fungi; Basidiomycota; Agaricomycetes; Cantharellales; Ceratobasidiaceae. Bases 1 to 288 code for a protein of 95 amino acids. The record is from RefSeq and is a predicted model, not a curated record.